Maudiozyma saulgeensis is the source of this 1233-nucleotide messenger RNA. Lineage: Eukaryota; Fungi; Ascomycota; Saccharomycetes; Saccharomycetales; Saccharomycetaceae. The record is from the annotation of a GenBank genome assembly.
AUGAGUAACGUAACAAAUGGGACCACGCCAUUCGCACCUUUUUUCAAGUUCAUCAAUGAUUUGAAUCGUAAUUAUACUACCAUCCCUUAUGAGGAAAAGAUGGAAAUGUCCGUGUUACAAAGAGUUAAGUUAUACAACUGGACCUUUGAAUUUUUUUUCAUUGGUGUUGUUGUAUUUAUCUUUGUCGUCUAUAAGAUUGGUACUUCAGUUAACGUAUCUCGUGCUGAUAAGUUGUUCGAUUCUAUCCAUGCCUUUUUAAGAGAUGAAUUGAAAUUUGCCCGUGUCGGUUUCACUGCACAAGCUGGUGAAAACAGACUGUAUAUGGACCAACAUAUGCAUACUUGGUUAACAAGUUUUUCUACUGGUCGUUCAUGUAUUGAAGGUGUUAAUGUUCAUUUACACCUUUUCCCACGUAACAAUCCAUUGUCCAUGUUUUUGGAAAAUGUAAUGGGUUGGUAUUUCCCAAUCCUUGCUUUGGAUACUGAUGCUGAAUUCUGUGAAAUUGAAAUUAAACCAAAUGGUGUUUAUGUAGGUAGUGAAAAUGCUAACGUUAACAGUAACAGUAAUGAAAUUUUAAACAAUUUUAAGUUUAUUUCCUCUAUUGUUAACAAGAGAGUUAUGAAUCAAUCUCGUCACGAUAACUACUACUUAGCUCUAACCCAUACUACUGAAGGCGAAGAUUUAUCAAAUGAAUAUGUUCAUAUGUCUGAAAUGAAUCAAUUGAAUGGUUUCAUCACUUCUUAUUGUAAGAAAGAUGUACUAAACAAUUUAUUGAAUCAAACUGUUGACCUUUUGGAAUUCAUCAGUUUUACUGAUUUACCAGCCGAUAAACCAGAGAAUGCUUCCGUUUGGAAUGCUAACAAAAAGAUACGUUGUGUAAUUCGUACUCGUGUACCAACUACCGAUAAGGAACUUGAAUUAUUGAACCAAUUGAUUGCUUUGGUGGUUGAAGUAUAUGAUAAUUUCACUCGUGUUCUAGUACAAAAGAAUGAAUCAUCUUUUGUUACUAAUGAUAUGUUAAAGAAGACUAACAACAUGCGUGCUACUGAAUUAGCUAAGAUUACUAAAAUUGCUAGAGAAGCAGCUUUGGAAAGAGAGAAGGAAGAAAAGAAAGAAGUCGAGAAGGAAAAGAGACGUAAUUUGAAGAAGACUGGUGAACAAGAGAAGAUUGACCAAAAAAUGAAGGAAAAGAGGGAAAGACGUCAAAGAAACAAACAAAAAGUUAGAAUGUAA